Messenger RNA from Meloidogyne enterolobii, 2712 nucleotides. The record is from the annotation of a GenBank genome assembly. NCBI's taxonomy places the organism in Eukaryota, Metazoa, Nematoda, Chromadorea, Rhabditida, Meloidogynidae.
AUGAAAGGCAAUAAUUCACAUAUUGCCUUUUCAUGGCCAAUUAUUGUUAAUGAAAAUGCGCUCAAUGAAGCAACACAACAACAAACGCCAAUGAGCCAUUCACAUCCUUGUUUAUUUCUGGAUGGAACAAAAUUUAAUGAAGACAAUGGAAAGAGACCUGAAAAUCUUCCUCAACAAGCUCCCAAAACAACAACAGAAGUUCCCUUCAAAAAUAAUUUGUAUAAAUCAGAAAGUGAUCGAACAGAAAAAAUAUCGACUAAUCAACAAUUAGAAAAUGAAAAUAAAUUUUUGAAUGGAAUACAGCAACAAAACAAUGAUCAAAAUUCUACAAAUUUGAUUCAACAGAAACAACAAAUUGAAAAAUUACAACGUAAAUGUAAUCGUUUGGAACAAUUAGAAUCCUCAUACAGAAAAAUAGAAAAAGAUUAUGAAGAAAUGAUGGAAUGUGAAGAAUUAAGUUUAAUAACCUUUUAUAAAUUAGAGCACCAAUUGAGGUUAUUAGACAUUGAAAAUGAACAAUUAAAAAUUGAAAAUUUAACUCAAAAUUAUCCCAAAAAUGAUGAAUUUGGUCAAUUGAAGAUUUUGGAAGAAAAAAUUGAAAAUUUGGAGAAUUCACUUUUAAAAAGCCAAGAAAAAGCAAAAUUGGCAAAAGAAAGAACAACUUCAAUAAUUAAUUCUCAACAACAAUCAACUUCAAAUAAUUUAAAUAUUUUUGGUUCAAUUUUGGCAGCCAGUCGUUUAAUUGGCGGGGAAAUACAAAAAGUUGGAAAAAUGAAAGCUCAAGAAUUUUUGCCUGUUGGGACAGAAGAAUUAUUUAAUAAAUUAAAUAAAGAAUUGGAUAAUUUAUUAAUUGGGACACCAGAAAAGGGGCAAAAUGAAAAUAAUGAGAAAACAGCAACAACGUCUUCCAAGUUUGUUGAUUUAUUGGAUAUUCGACGAUUUAAUGUUUUUUCGACUGAUUUUGAUCAAUGGUCAAUGUCUGCAACUACUCGGGAUCAAAACAAGGAAAUGUCUCUACCAACAAACAUGAGCGACGAAAAUCGAGAACAAUUGCUUUCGUUAUUGGGUGAUGAAGAGAGAGGAUUUGAUGAAAAUAAUUUUUGUGAGAGCAAAGGAGAAGUUCGAGUUUUGAGACAAAAAAUUUUGCAAAAAAGAAAAAUAAAAAGUCAACCAAGGUCUUUGAUGGAGAAAAGAGCAGCACAAAAUUUUAAGUUUGACUUGACAGAAGAGGAAAAGGAAAAAAUAAAAGAGCCGAUAAGUGAAGAAAGGGAACAAAAAAUAAUGAAAAUUUUAAAUAAAAUAAUUAAUAAUGAAGAGGAAGAAGAGGGGAAUUAUGGGAAGCAAGAAGAACUGAGAAAUGAUAAGGAGGAAGAUGAAGUUGGAUUGGGAGAUGAAGAAAUUGAAGAAAACUCAACUCAAAUUGAAAUUAAUUUGAUAAAUUUAAAUUCAAAAAAGGAAGAAAAUAAAAAAUAUAUUUAUGAAGAAAAAGUUUUUGAUGAAGAAAAUUAUGGAGAAGAUGAAAAUUCUGUGUUUGAAUGGACAAUUGAAGAUGAUGAUAGAGAGAUUGGAGUAAUUCCAAGUAUAGAAUUGUCUGAAAUGUUGGAGGACAUUUCUAUUCUUCCUCCUCUUCCACAAGAACCUUCUUUAAAAGUUUCUUCAACAUCGAGUACUUUAUCUAGCACAAAAUUAACAACAACAAGAACAACAACAACAUUUUCUCAAUCAAAUAAUUUUUAUAAAAUUAUUAAUAAAAUUUCAAAUUCAAAAUUUUGGAUUUUAUUAAAAAUUCCUUACAAAAUUAAUUAUUUUGAUUAUUGCCAACAUUUUUUAAUUGUUUGUUCAAAAAAUAGAAGACCUUAUUUUAUUAUGAUUUCAAGUUUGAAGGCUUUACAAGGCAAAAGAUGUUGUUCACCACAAUGGAAUAAAUUGGGAAUAUAUGCUGAUGGAGUUUCUAUAAAUGAUGAUGGCACCCGUUUAUGGCGUAUUUGGAACGGCGUCGGAUUUUCACCAAAUUCACAACUCGAUUUAAUUGGACCUUCUUCAACAUUUUCUAAAAAUUCUCAAUGGUAUCAAAUGACAAGUAGAAAUGAGGGAUGUCUUUUACAAGUUGAAUUAACGAGUAAACAUGCUUGGUAUUUAACUGAUAGAGGAGUUUUUGUCCAAAUGUUUUUACCAGCCUCAGGAAUGGGUUAUUGGUAUAGAACACAAGACGAUGAUGAAUUAGAUGUUUUUGUUCAAAUAACGGCAUCAGAUGAAGCUGUCUGGGUAUUAAAUAAUUUUGGAAUGGUUGCUGCAAGAGUUGGGCUUAGAAGGUGUCCGAUGGGUGUUGAUUGGGCAUACUUGGACAAUCAACCAAAAAAAUUUGUUUCAAUUUCAAUUUAUAAAAGGAUAGGAUUUGGACUUGAUAAUCAAGGCGUUAUUUGGUUAAUUAAUGGUGUGGGGUUGGAAAGUCCUUUUGGUGUUGAUAAUUGGUUUAAUUGUUCUCCUUUACAGGUUAAUUCAAUACCAAAAAUGUCACCAAUUAAUGAAUGGCGAUUAAGUGUUGGAUCAAUUGGGAUUUUUGUUAAUGUUGGAACUGCUUUGAUUUAUUUGCCUGAACCUUUUAUUGAAAGGGACACUGAUAAAGAAAUUCUACUUUCAAAAGCACGAGAAAUGCCUGAACGCACACUUUCUGGAGGUUCAGCAACUUCUUGGUGUGAACUGGGUAAAUAA